CCAGCCCAAGCCUCCUGCUGCUUUGAGCUCCAUCUCCAGCUGAUGCUGCUGCUGCUUGCUAGCUGAGCUGCAAAGAGGAGUGUGAGAGUGUGUGUGGCAGUGGUGUACGUGCUUGAUUUCUUGGGCUGCGAGUAGCUGCGGCGAGCAAGAUCAGCAGGAGGGAUGACGUCGUCCAUGGCUCCGGCGCCGCUGCCGCCGCCGCCGUACGCGCAGGUAAUGGAGGACAUGGAGAAGGGGCGGGAGCUGGCCGCGCGGCUGGUGGCCCUCCUCCACGACUCCCCCGAGGCCGGCCGCAUCGUCGACCAGAUCCUCCACUCCUUCUCCCGGGCGAUGCAAGCCCUCAACAAGGCGGUCUCCGCCGCCGCGGGAGAAGGCUCGGAGGUGCAGAGCGAGGUCACCUGCGGGGCCAGCGCCGGUGGGAAGAGGAAGGCCGCCGCCGCCGCCGGUGGCGCAGCGCCUGAACGGAGGGCCAGCUGCCGCAGGAGGACGCAGCAAUCGUCCGGCGAGACGGUGGUCGUCAAGAACUUGGGCGACGGGCAGCCAUGGCGCAAGUACGGGCAGAAGGAGAUCCAGAACUGCAAGCACCCAAAGGCCUACUUCCGGUGCACCCACAAGUACGACCAGCUGUGCGCGGCGCAGCGGCAGGUGCAGCGCUGCGACGACGACCCGGCGAGCUACAGGGUCACCUACAUCGGCAAGCACACCUGCCGUGACCCGGCCACCGUCGCCGGGGGAGCCGCCGGGAUGGCCGCGCACCUCCUCCACCAGGUCGCCGGCGGCGGAGGCGGCGGCGACGACGAGGCCCUCCAUGCGGGGUCUCGCCUCAUCAGCUUCGUCGCGGGCCCGCCCGACGCGGCCGCCGCGCCGACGACCAGCACGACCACCACGGCCACCGCUCCUCCGCUGCUGCCGCCGCUCAAGGUGGAGGUGGAGCCCGGCGUCGUCGGGUGCGACCAGGAAGAGGUGCUGAGCAGCCUCACCCCCGGCAGCUCCGCGGCGCGCGGCGGCGGCGGCGCGGCUGCCGCCCUCGGGCCGUCGGACCAGGGCGACGUCACGUCCUCCCUCCACUACGCCUACCUCGACGGCGGCGCCGGCGGCGGCGCCAUGCAGGAGUUAUUCAGGGACGACGACGGUGUCUUCGACGAUCUUUUUGGCGACUUGCUGCUGAAUUAUGAUCACUGAACAGUGAACAAAAAUCUUCGAUGGACGAAGCGAAAAAACAAAAUGGAUUCGACGCGUGUACAGGAAUAAUUAGCGGCAGCGCGGAUCUUGAUUUGGAACUUGCAA
Messenger RNA from Oryza brachyantha (malo sina), 1287 nucleotides. RefSeq names its product probable WRKY transcription factor 31. Gene Ontology annotation, molecular function: DNA-binding transcription factor activity; sequence-specific DNA binding. The record is from RefSeq and is a predicted model, not a curated record. The transcript has 3 exons. Gene Ontology annotation, biological process: regulation of DNA-templated transcription. Lineage: Eukaryota; Viridiplantae; Streptophyta; Magnoliopsida; Poales; Poaceae. The coding region runs from base 163 to 1182 and encodes 339 amino acids.